AUGGCUUCCUCCUUCGUCUCCCUUCUGCUUCCCCUCCUCUCUUUCGCUGGCGCCCAGGAGCAGUUACCGAACUGUGAUCCCAGCGCCGGCAAGUUCAGCGACAACAGCACCUACCAAUCCAACCUCGAACUCCUCCUCUCCACCCUCUCCUCCGACGGCUACGCCACCGGCUUCCUCAAUACCAGUGUCGGGGGAGGCUCCGACCAGGUGUUUGGCCUCGUCAACUGCCGCGGCGACAUCAACGCCACCGAGUGCCGCUCCUGCCUCGACACCGCCACCGCCGAAGUCACCCGCAACUGCCCUAAUUACAGGGCGGCCGAGCUGUGGUACGAUGUCUGCCUCGUCCUCAUCUCCGACAAGCCGCUGCCCAUCUCCUCCUCUAACCGACAGCCACUGGCGUUUAACAGCAUGAACAACGCCCCGGAACCGAACCGGUUCGCCUGGCUGUUGAGGAUGCUGAUGAACCGGACUGCCGAUGCGGCGGCCAAUUCCAGCAAGAGGUUCGCGAUCGGGGAAGCCAACUACUACACGGCAGAGUUCCCCUCCAUCUACGUCCUGAUGCACUGCAGGCACGACCUGUCGCACGAGCAGUGCAGGGAGUGCCUGGGCACGCUGUUCGUUCCGAUGCCGCCGUUGUUCGUGGGAAAGCAAGGGGGGAGGAUACUCGGCGAGAGCUGCGGCAUGAGGUUCGAGCUCUACUCCUUCUUCCAAGGUUCCCCUACCGUCAACAUCUCUGUGCCCUCGCCGUCAGCGAUGCAACUGGCUUCGGCGGCCACCUCCUCCGGAGAGAUUGACUUGAGCGUCAUAGGCCAAUGCCAGGAACCCAUUAACGGUCUGGCACUGACGCUUUUGUGCUGCAAGAUUACAUGA
Zingiber officinale is the source of this 870-nucleotide messenger RNA. RefSeq names its product cysteine-rich repeat secretory protein 38-like. Bases 1 to 870 code for a protein of 289 amino acids. The record is from RefSeq and is a predicted model, not a curated record. NCBI's taxonomy places the organism in Eukaryota, Viridiplantae, Streptophyta, Magnoliopsida, Zingiberales, Zingiberaceae. The transcript is spliced from 2 exons.